AUGGAGGUUGAAAGAGUCCAAUGCUUGGCCUCUGGGCUGUUGCAGGAUCUUCCAUCCCAGUUCAUCAGGCCGGCCGAUGAACGGCCGCAGAAUACCAAAGCCCUGGAGGGCGUCACGGUGCCGGUCAUCUCUCUGUCCCUCCCUCACGACCUUCUGGUCAAGCAAAUCGCUGAAGCUGCCUCCAAGUGGGGAUUCUUCCUCGUCACCGAUCACGGAAUACCGCCGACUUUGAUCCGCCGGUUACAAGAAGUGGGCCAGAAGUUCUUCGCUCUUCCUCAGAAAGAGAAAGAGUCAUACGCAAAUGACCCCUCCACAGGGAGCUUCGAAGGCUACGGCACCAAGAUGACGAAGAAUCUAGAGGAGAAGGUUGAGUGGAUUGACUAUUACUUCCACAUGAUGGCUCCUCCUUCCAAGGUCAAUUAUGAUAUGUGGCCCAAGAACCCUCCUUCUUACAGGGAAGUGACGGAAGAGUACAAUAAGGAAUUGCUGGGUUUAACAGACAAGUUGCUGGAGCUUCUGUCAGAAGGGCUAGGGUUGGAGAAGAAGACAUUGAAAAGCAGCUUGGGGGAUGAAAAGAUUGAAAUGGAAAUGAAAAUAAAUAUGUAUCCGCCAUGUCCGCAACCAGAGCUUGCUUUAGGCGUUGAGCCUCACACCGACAUGUCAGCACUCACCCUGCUCGUCCCCAACGACGUUCCCGGCCUCCAGGUUUGGAGCCAACACCACUGGAUCGCUGUCGAUUACCUGCAAGACGCCCUCUUCGUCCAUGUCGGCGAUCAGCUCGAGGUGCUGAGCAAUGGCAAGUACAAGGGUGUUCUGCACAGGAGCUUGGUGAACAAGGAAAGGAUGAGGAUGUCGUGGGCGGUGUUCGUGGCGCCGCCGCAUGAGGCGGUGAUCGGACCUCUUCCGGCACUGGUGAACCAAGAAAACCCACCCAAAUUUUCAACCAAAACUUAUGCUGAGUUCCGAUACCGCAAAUUCAAUAAGCUCCCUCAAUGAGAAUUAUUUCAA
Messenger RNA from Prosopis cineraria, 1008 nucleotides. Its product is annotated as flavonol synthase/flavanone 3-hydroxylase-like. Lineage: Eukaryota; Viridiplantae; Streptophyta; Magnoliopsida; Fabales; Fabaceae. The transcript has 3 exons. The coding region runs from base 1 to 996 and encodes 331 amino acids. The record is from RefSeq and is a predicted model, not a curated record.